This is a messenger RNA of Trematomus bernacchii (emerald rockcod), 1468 nucleotides long. Its product is annotated as cyclin-dependent kinase 5 activator 1-like. The transcript is spliced from 3 exons. Gene Ontology annotation, molecular function: cyclin-dependent protein serine/threonine kinase activator activity; protein kinase binding. Gene Ontology annotation, biological process: positive regulation of cyclin-dependent protein serine/threonine kinase activity; brain development; activation of protein kinase activity. Bases 446 to 1468 code for a protein of 340 amino acids. The record is from RefSeq and is a predicted model, not a curated record. Gene Ontology annotation, cellular component: cytoplasm; protein kinase 5 complex. Lineage: Eukaryota; Metazoa; Chordata; Actinopteri; Perciformes; Nototheniidae.
UCCGCGGGUCUCCCCCCUGCUGUGUGCGCGCGGGAUGCGGGCAUCGUAGGAUAUUAAAGCCUCUCGAUGGAAGACAUCUUCCAGCGAGCUGCUGCUGCUGCCGCUGCUGCUGCUGCUGCGAGAGAAGAAGAAGGAGAAGGAGAAGAAGAAGGAGAAGGAGAAGGAGGAGAAGAAGAAGGAGUGAAGCUCGUUCCCUUCCGCACCGAGAGAGGGACGCUGUUUCUACGCAUGAGGAUCUGAGGCACCGGGAAACAAGCUCCGGAACCGAGCCUUUCUGCACCAGACCCCGGGCAGCGGAGAGCUUUUGGACCUGAGGGGGUGAUGGAGUCCAGGAGGAGAGUACAUUAAUCACAAGAUUCCUCCUGAAGUGUGAGACUCUCUCUGGUCCUUCUCCAAUCUCUUCCUCCCGACCCCUCAGCUGACCCUACCUCCCCAAAGCAUCAUCAUGGGCACCGUGCUCUCUCUGUCGCCCAGCUACCGGAAGGCGGCGCUGUUUGAUGACGGCCCGGCGACGGUGGGACACUACACCGCGGUGCAGAACAGCAAAAACGCCAAAGAUGCCAAGGACAACACCUCCAACAACGCCGGGAAAUCCCUCAAACGUCCGUCCAUCAUCAGCGUGCUGCCAUGGAAACGCAUCGUGGCGGUGUCGGCGAAAAGGAAGGAAUCGAAAAAGCUGCAGGCGGAGGGCGGAGAUAACGGGAAAGGUAACUCUCCGGACGCCACGAUCACCGUGAGUUCGGCGUCUAAUAGCCUGAAGCUGAAGAAAUCCCAGUCGUGCGCGAAUCUGUCCUUGUUUUCCUCCGGCCCGGACGCAACGGCGAGCUCCACCAUCGCCAACGUUAAAGUCAGAGUCGCCCACCUGCCGGUUUCUAAAACCCUCGCCAACGUCAACGUAGCCUCCAGGAAGAGUUCCCACGCCGGGGUCCAGCCCUCCAACGCCACCGGGACGCCGAAACGGGUCAUCGUCCAGGCGUCCACCAGCGAGUUGAUGCGCAGCCUCGGAGAGUUCCUGUGCCGCCGCUGCUACCGUCUGAAGCGCCUGUCUCCGACGGACCCGGUGCUGUGGCUGCGGAGCGUCGACAGGUCUCUGCUCCUCCAGGGCUGGCAGGACCAAGGCUUCAUCACCCCGGCUAACGUGGUCUUCCUCUACAUGCUGUGCCGCGACGUGGUCUCCUCCGAGGUGGUCUCAGAGCGAGAGCUUCAGGCGUCGCUGCUCACCUGCCUCUACCUGUCCUACUCGUACAUGGGUAACGAGAUCUCGUACCCGCUGAAGCCCUUCCUGGUGGAGGCGGAGAGGAAGGAGCUCUUCUGGGACCGAUGCCUGGACAUCAUCGACAGGAUGAGCGGAAAGAUGCUUCAGAUCAACACCGACCCGCACUUCUUCACCCAGGUGUUCUCAGACCUGAAGAACGAGAGCAAGAAGGAGGAGGAGAAGACCAAGCUGCUCAUAGGCCUCGACCGAUAA